UCCAACCACCAAAUAAAAGGGGGAAUUAUUGGUUGUCGAUACCUGAACGGGGUGGUUCCGAUCAUGGACGAUGCCUUGCAAGCCCUAACAGAGCUUUCUAAUCUCAGUUGCCACCCGUUAAACGGCGGCAAAUUCAAUGGCUUAAAUGACGUCAACGGCGAAGAAGAGGAAGAGUAUGACACCGAGGCUUGGGAAACGAUCACAAAGUGUUUUCGGGAGGUACAAUCGGUUCUGGAUCAGAACCGAGCUCUGAUUCAACAGGUGAACGAAAAUCAUCAAUCGAAGCUUCGAGAUAAUCUGGUGAAGAACGUCGCUCUUAUUCGAGAUAUAAAUAGUAAUAUCUCCAAAGUUUCUCGCUUGUACUCUGAUCUCUCCAUAGAUUUCUGCAACAUCGUUAAUCAGCGAUGGGAACUUGCUUUGUUUGAAUCUAAAAAUCGCGAUGAUAAUGUGGACAGCGCCGAAUCCUGAGUCAACUCGUUUGGUGAAUCCAAAUCUAGAAUGAUUCGUUGAUUGAUUGCUGAUUUGCGAGGCUGCUUUUGUCUGCAUUCACUGAUGUCCCGCGAACGUGAUUGUGUUUGAGGUAUUUAUGUCAUGUUGAUUUAUUGUUGAUUUGCGAGGCUGCUUUUGUCUGCAUUCACGGAUGUACCGUGAACGUGAUUGUGUUUGAGGUAUUUAUGUCAUUUACACACAGUAUUUCCUCUGUUUUCGUGAUUUCUUCUCCUGAAGCAGAGGAAAGGUGAUUGAGGUAUUUAUGCAGUUUAAACAUGUUAUUUCCUUAGUUUUAUCUUCUUUAAUCUCCCAUCAUUGGGGUCAGUUUCUAUUUAUCUUCCAGUC
Messenger RNA from Solanum lycopersicum (tomato), 834 nucleotides. Its product is annotated as protein EARLY FLOWERING 4-like. Gene Ontology annotation, biological process: entrainment of circadian clock; positive regulation of circadian rhythm. The record is from RefSeq and is a predicted model, not a curated record. NCBI's taxonomy places the organism in Eukaryota, Viridiplantae, Streptophyta, Magnoliopsida, Solanales, Solanaceae.